AUGCUGCCAGCGCAGCAGCUAGCGCCCAUCAGCCCCUGGCCGCCUGAUGCCAACCUCCUGGACAGGAUGGACGACUUGGCACACAAAGGUCACAGCGGUGUUAACCAGCUCGGCGGGGUGUUUGUAGGAGGCAGGCCGCUGCCGGACUCCACGCGGCAGAAGAUCGUGGAGCUGGCGCACUCUGGGGCACGGCCCUGCGACAUCAGCCGGAUCCUGCAGGUCUCCAACGGAUGCGUCUCCAAGAUACUCGGCAGAUACUACGAGACCGGUUCCAUCAGGCCUCGAGCGAUCGGUGGUUCGAAGCCGAGGGUAGCCACCGCGGAGGUGGUCAGCAAAAUAGCACAGUACAAGCGCGAGUGCCCCUCAAUCUUCGCGUGGGAGAUCAGAGACCGUCUCCUGAGCGAAGGAGUCUGCACAUCGGAUAAUAUUCCUAGUGUAAGUACUCAUUACCUGUAG
Molecule: messenger RNA, 456 nt
Organism: Arctia plantaginis
Lineage: Eukaryota; Metazoa; Arthropoda; Insecta; Lepidoptera; Erebidae
Source: the annotation of a GenBank genome assembly